Calliphora vicina (urban bluebottle blowfly) is the source of this 2169-nucleotide messenger RNA. RefSeq names its product endoplasmic reticulum oxidoreductin-1-like protein (gene Ero1L). The transcript has 6 exons. NCBI's taxonomy places the organism in Eukaryota, Metazoa, Arthropoda, Insecta, Diptera, Calliphoridae. Gene Ontology annotation, cellular component: endoplasmic reticulum; endoplasmic reticulum membrane. The record is from RefSeq and is a predicted model, not a curated record. Gene Ontology annotation, molecular function: protein-disulfide reductase activity; thiol oxidase activity; FAD binding. Bases 148 to 1599 code for a protein of 483 amino acids. Gene Ontology annotation, biological process: protein folding in endoplasmic reticulum.
GGUGUAUUCAUUCAUAAAAAAAUAGAGAAAUAAAGAAAAUUGUAUCAAGGACAAAUAAUAAAACAAACUGUUGAAAUUAAACAACUUUCACUAAAUUUUUAGUUUGAAAAAACAGCAAUAAAUUAAUGUUUAAAACUGCUAAUAAACAUGGCUUUUAUACAACAAAUACGCGAUAAGUCUAGUUUUCUAGUGUGCCUCCUACUGGUGGUCUGUUUGUAUGGUGGCCAAUUUUCCUGGGGCUACUUUACUGCAUUCGACAAUUUAGACAGCCACAAAAAUUGUUUUUGUGAGCUGGAAGGUUCCAUUAAUGAUUGCGGCUGUGAAGUGGACACCGUCGAUCAUUUUAAUAACAUAAAAAUCUUUCCACGCCUGAGCAGUUUGCUGGUGAAAAACUUUUUCCGUUUCUAUCGCGUUAAUUUACACCGGGAUUGCCCAUUUUGGCCAGAUGACAGCAAGUGUGCCAUGCGCUUCUGUCAGGUGGAGAAUUGUGAGGAGAAAAGUAUUCCCAAGGGUCUUAUUGAAAAGGGUGAAAAUCAUUUCGUGAAACCUGCUUUGUUUAAGUACACCAAAGAUGCUCAAGCAGCCGGUUGUUCCGAUGCUGAUGAUUUCAAUAGUUUGUUGGGUUUCCUCGACACCAGUAUUAGUGAUCAGGCCCACAAGGAAUUCGAACUGUGGGCCAAACACGACGAAGCCGAAGAAGACUUCUGUAUAGUCGAUGACAAUCAAGAGGGAGCCCAAUAUGUAGACUUACUCAUUAAUCCAGAGCGCUACACCGGCUACAAAGGUGAUUCGGCCCACCGUGUUUGGAAUAGUAUUUAUUUGGAGAAUUGUUUUGGCACACAAAACAAAUCCAAUUCGUUUACGGAAUAUUUAGCUCAAAUAGAUUUGCAUAAAAUGUGUUUGGAACAAAGAGCAUUUUAUCGCAUCAUCUCUGGCCUGCACUCCAGCAUCAAUAUACAUUUGUGCUCAAAGUAUUUGCUGUCGGAAUCCAAAGAUUUUCUAGAUCCUCAGGGUAUAUGGGGAGCUAAUGUGCAGGAAUUCAAAAGAAGAUUUAGUCCAGAGACUACCAAUGGUGAGGGUCCCCAUUGGCUAAGGAAUUUAUAUUUUAUUUAUCUGGUAGAGUUGAGAGCUUUAGCCAAGGCUGCUCCCUAUCUAAGGCGUGAAGAAUACUAUACGGGUAUUGUGGAGGAAGAUCAGGAGACUAAGAUGGCAAUCAAUGAUUUGUUGUCUGUAAUUGAAUCUUUUCCCAAUCAUUUUGAUGAGAAUGCUUUAUUCUCGAACAGCAUACAAGGCAUCAAAUUCAAGCAUGAAUUUAAAGAGAAAUUUAGAAACAUUUCCAGAAUUAUGGAUUGUGUGGGUUGUGAUAAGUGUAAAUUGUGGGGCAAAUUACAGACCCAAGGCUUGGGUACAGCUUUGAAAAUUUUAUAUUCUGAGAAGCUAAAUCAGGCAACGGAAAGUGGUUUGUGGAAUAAACCCCAUAUUGAGGCUGAUCCUAUAUUUAGAUUAACGCGUACUGAAAUUGUGGCAUUAUUUAAUGCAUUUGGAAGACUCUCUAAUAGUAUAGUUGAAAUGGAAAAUUUUAGAAAGUUCUUAAGAUAAUAAAACUAAAUUUGAAUUUCACACAUCUGUAAUCAGCAGCAGGCCCCUUAGGCAAUGUAUACUUAAUGUUUGUACAACAUUUCAACAUUUAUUUAAAUUUUCACUAGUACAAUUAUCCCUUUCUCCGGCCCACAAUUCCUAAUCCUAUUGAAUUUCUUUUUUUUUUGGUAUAGUAUUGUUUAAUAAAAAACAUGUUAAAAACAACAAAAGAAACAUUUACUAUUGUAGAUGUAUUUAAUAAUUAAAGGUUUCCCUACCAACGCUGGCGUAAUUUAAAUUUCCUUUUUUUUUAUAUAGAGAAAAACCUAAAAACCAAACAAAAAUUAUAUUGUAUUAAAGAAAAGAAAUCUAGAACUGUGUAACUUUGUUAAUUGUUUUUUUAUUAUUAUUAUUAAUAUUAAUCUAUAUACACUCUAAGUUUUAGUUUUUAAGAAUAUUUAUUUUUUAUUUUAAAUAAAAAGAAAAACCUCUAAGAAAAUGAGAAAACAAAUUAAAAUAUAUUUGAAUGAUAUUACAAAAUACAGGGUGCAUAUUGAAAAACAAGAAAUAUAUUUAAUAUUUUAAAGAAAA